AUGUUGGAACGUCUACAGUCAGUUCUGAAAACGGUCAAAGAGUCAAAACCUGGAUCCCUCAUGUCCCACCGGUUUGUCACAGUGCGCAGAGGGAGCCCGGCAGCCCGGAGUGGACACAUCCAGCCGGGGGACCACCUGGAGGGGGUGGAGGGGCGGCCGGUGGGGGGGCUGCAACACAGAGACCUGUCUCAGAUCCUUAGGAGAGCAGGAAACACCCUUCGGCUCACCAUCGCACCACGGCACAACAAUGCGGUGGCAGAAGGGGCCGACCUGGACAUCGAUGGACGUGUCAUCAGGAGCUCCAGAUCCAGGGUGAAGGAGGAGAGCCGCUUCUACAGUGUGGACCUAGAGCGGGGGCCCACCGGCUUUGGCUUCUCUCUGCGGGGGGGGUCAGAGUAUAACAUGGGCCUGUACGUGCUGGGGCUGAUGCAGGGCGGGCCAGCGCAGAGGAGCAACAAGAUACAGGUCUCAGAUCAGUUGGUGGAGAUUAACGGAGACAGCACAGCAGGAAUGACGCACUCUCAGGCUGUGGACCAGAUCCGACGAGGAGGGAACCACAUCCACCUGGUCCUGAAGAGGGGCAACGGAUAUGUGCCAGACUAUGGCCCUGAAGAAGGAGCGCCCUCCCCCUCCACCCCCACACCGCAAAAAAAAGACUCCAUCUUGGCCGUCGCCGGAAACACCACAGAACCAGAGGGAGCAAGAGAUGGUGAUAGGAGCGUGAAAAGAAACCAAGAGGAAACCAGCGCAAAACUACGCCCCAUUGUCCCAGAUUUAGACUUGGACGCAGUGGACCAGGAACCCCGCCACAAGAGCCAAAAACACCAGAAGAGGAGUGGGAAGAACAAGGAAGAGGAGGAAGGGAGAGCUGGGCGGAGUUUACCCAGGACCAGAGCACUGUCCUGGGAUGAUGCCGGUGUGGAGAAGACCCAGGAGGAGGCCAGUAGAAGGAGCCGGACUGUCUCCAGGAUCAGAGCACCGUCCUGGGAGAGAAAUACAACAGAGGAGGUUUUAUGGACGAACAAAGGGGAGAAGAGCAGUCGGAGUAUGUCCAGGAGCAGAGCAACCUCUGUGGGUACAUCUGUAACAGAAGAGCCCACGGUUUCGGAGGUCUCCGAGAAGAAAUUGCGACGCAAGCGCAAAGAGAUGGACCUUUCAAGGGACAAAGUGGUGGCGGACCGCGGGUCAAAGCGAAUCUCUGAACCGUUCUCCUUCCUGAUGGCGCGCGAUGACCAGCCCUCCUCCGACAGCGAAUCAGCUGCCAGCUUCUCUGGGGUCAGCCAAUCCGCCGCCAGCAUCGCAUGGAGGGAGGAGUCUGAUUGGAGGAGCGCGGAGCCCAACUCGCCGCCCAGCCGGUGGCUCAAGCCCAGCUCCCAAAAACUGACCCAGGUUCUGAUCGACUCAAGACUCGGCGGACAGAGCCUGGUGGGCGGGCUCUCGCUCUGA
Knipowitschia caucasica is the source of this 1446-nucleotide messenger RNA. Lineage: Eukaryota; Metazoa; Chordata; Actinopteri; Gobiiformes; Gobiidae. The record is from the annotation of a GenBank genome assembly.